AUGAAUACCAACGAAGGAGCAGAUCUCAUUAGCAAUCUUCCUGAUGCACUCUUAGCUGCUAUCAUAUCCCUCCUUCCAGGCUCCGAAGGUGUGAGAACCAGCAUACUUUCCCAGCAAUGGAAAACAGUCUGGAAGCACUCUUCGCACCUCAGCUUCAAUCAGAGACAAAUGUUGAGGCCUUUAACCGAAUCAUAUCUUCAAACUACGACCCCAAACAUCAUGCGUCUUAACGCGAUUUUGCGUCAUAAGGUAAUGCCUAGAGAGGAAGGAGAUGCAGAUGCAAUUGGCGAAGCAGCAAUGUUGAUCAAUUCAGUCCUGGAUACUCACUCUGGUCCCUUAACAAGUUGCAAGAUUCGACACAUGGUCGAGAGUUGCACGAGUGGGGAAGCUGUGGGGUGGAUGAAGAAGCUUUUGGAGCAGAAAGGGGUGAGAGAGCUUUCCAUGGAAGGCGAACCCCCUCUUAAUGCAUUUUUUCUACAAAAUGGAGAACAUACUUUGAGAGAACAUGGAAUGAUUCUUGAUUUGCCUUUUGAGACUUUUUCAGGUUUUGAGGUCCUCUAA
Molecule: messenger RNA, 561 nt
Organism: Gastrolobium bilobum
Lineage: Eukaryota; Viridiplantae; Streptophyta; Magnoliopsida; Fabales; Fabaceae
Product: putative F-box protein At1g67390
Exons: 2
Coding region: 1-561 (186 amino acids)
Molecular function (GO): protein binding
Source: RefSeq, a predicted model, not a curated record